AUGGCGGAGUUGCUGCUCAAACAGAACACAAUCCUUGCGCAACGUAUGCUAGCCUUUGACAUGUCAAAUGUCGGCAUGACACAAAGUCAGGCUCAGCUCGCGAUGACCCUUCCAGGCGCUGUAUAUUGGAACUCUUCGGCAAUAUCUGGCAGUUCUCCUUACGGAGCUGGAAUCGACCAACCUUUGAGUACAGAUCCUGGUCCGCCCAUACCUUCAGACCCUAAUCUUGCAAAGCGCAAUACCCGAGGAUUUGCUUUCGAGGAACUGCUAAUGAAUUCUCGAGCAUACCGCAACGCGGCGCGCAACAAUACGGACGCACUCUCAGUUGCUACUUCUGCUGGUAGGACUGCCACAUGGUCUAUGUUGUCUGGAAUCAGCCUAUCAGAAACGUCAAAUAUUGCGAUUUUGGCUUUGCCAGUCUAUGAAGUGGAUCUGAAUGACAAAAACAUCUAUAACUUUGAGCCGCCGCGGACGGAAGACCUCAGUACUCUACCGUCCUCUGAUCUGACACGUCCAGAGAAUGUCUCAUCAAGCUCACAUCGGAGGGUUAAGGAUUGGUGGAAAUCCAUUAACAAGACAGAUCAGUCUCUGACUUCACCACUUGCAAUAUCUGCAGAACCUGAGCAGCAUAUAUUUGAUGUUAGGCUCGCUGAGAGCAUAAGGCAUGCUAAUGUUGCAAUAUCUCUCACCAACGAGCAGGGUGAAGCAUUUAUUUACGGCUAUAUACCAAUCAUCGUUGCAAAAGUAUGCGUUUAUCUCAAAGAGAAAGGGAUCGAUGUUCCGGAAGUCUUCGCCCACAACGGCAACGCCCUGAGAGUGCAAAGGUUGUACACAGCGUUCGGACUAUUACCCCGAUAUGGUAAAGGAUUAGACUGGACCGGAUACACAGUCUUUGAUGCAGCUACGAUCAUGCUUCGAUACCUCAAGUCACUACCGGAGCCAAUAGUACCUUUUGCGUUCUAUACGAGGUUCACUGAACCCUUAAGACAACUCGCUAUAUCGCCGAAUCUCAAUGUUGACUCUGGGAAGCAUAAAGAAGUACUGAAAAUCUACCAGGGCCUCGUGAGACUACUUCCUUCGCUUCACAGACAGCUCUUACUUUACCUACUUGAUCUUCUAGCUGUUUUUGCGAGCAAGUCCGAUCACAAUCGGAUGACUGCAGACCGCUUAGUGGUAUGUUUCCAGCCGUCACUGAUAUCUGCACCUCCAGAAAAGAUGGACGAAGCGGAGCAUAAACUCGCUGCAGAUGUGGGUAGCUUUCUGGUCAAUUGGCAAGACCACUUUCUGAUCGGCUAG
This is a messenger RNA of Lithohypha guttulata, 1296 nucleotides long. RefSeq names its product GTPase activating protein (GAP) for Rho1p. Gene Ontology annotation, molecular function: GTPase activator activity. Gene Ontology annotation, cellular component: cell cortex. Gene Ontology annotation, biological process: signal transduction; regulation of fungal-type cell wall organization; activation of GTPase activity. The record is from RefSeq and is a predicted model, not a curated record. Bases 1 to 1296 code for a protein of 431 amino acids. Lineage: Eukaryota; Fungi; Ascomycota; Eurotiomycetes; Chaetothyriales; Trichomeriaceae. The transcript has 2 exons.